Zingiber officinale is the source of this 839-nucleotide messenger RNA. RefSeq names its product ferritin-3, chloroplastic-like. Bases 28 to 648 code for a protein of 206 amino acids. Gene Ontology annotation, biological process: iron ion transport; intracellular iron ion homeostasis. Gene Ontology annotation, cellular component: cytoplasm. Gene Ontology annotation, molecular function: ferric iron binding; ferrous iron binding. The record is from RefSeq and is a predicted model, not a curated record. The transcript has 8 exons. Lineage: Eukaryota; Viridiplantae; Streptophyta; Magnoliopsida; Zingiberales; Zingiberaceae.
CACCCAUCAUCCUUCGAGCGAGAAGACAUGCCUCUCGAAGCUUCCGUGGCCGCUGCCUUGGAGGAGAUCGGGAAGGAGCUCGCUCUGAUUCCGACGUCCCCAGAUCUGUCUUUGGGCCGUCAGAAAUACGCCGAUGAGUGCGAAUCUGCCAUCAAUCAACAGAUCAAUGUCGAAUACAAUAAUUCGUACGUCUAUCAUGCCUUGUUCGCUUACUUCGACCGCGACAACGUUGCGCUGAAAGGCCUCGCAAAAUUUUUCAAGGAGUCAAGUGAAGAGGAAAGGGAGCAUGCCGAGAAACUGAUGGAAUACCAAAACAAGCGAGGAGGAAGAGUGAAACUCCAGUCUCUUGUUAUGCCACCGUCUGAAUUCGAUCAUCCCGAGAAGGGAGAAGCAUUGCAUGCCAUGGAAUUGACUUUGGCUCUUGAGAAGUUGACGAACGAGAAGUUGAUCCAGCUACACAAUAUUGCUGAAAAUUGCAAAGAUGCUCAACUGGCUGACUUUAUUGAGAGUGAAUUUCUCGAAGAGCAGGUGGAAGCCAUAAAGAAGAUAUCUGAGUACGUUGCUCAGCUGAGAAGGUUAGGGAAAGGACAUGGGGUUUGGCAUUUCGACCAGAUGCUCCUCCAUGAGGGAGAUGUUGUGGCUGCCUAAAGUGUUGAGGUCCUGAUCAGUUACAUCUGUCUCUAGAUGUAGGUUGUCAUUUGCUUCAUUCUGUAUUUGUAAUCUUUGAUGCUGUCGAAAGUAGAGAGCAGAACCAGACGGGGUUUCUGGAGGAAGUAAUAUUUGAUGUAUGACGUCGAGGUCUAGUCUUGAUUGACUAUGAAACUUGGUUCAAGCUUUCG